Messenger RNA from Emiliania huxleyi CCMP1516, 879 nucleotides. RefSeq lists its product as hypothetical. NCBI's taxonomy places the organism in Eukaryota, Haptophyta, Isochrysidales, Noelaerhabdaceae. The transcript has 4 exons. Gene Ontology annotation, biological process: G protein-coupled receptor signaling pathway; response to pheromone. The coding region runs from base 1 to 879 and encodes 292 amino acids. The record is from RefSeq and is a predicted model, not a curated record.
AUGAGGCCGGCGCCGUUCCUCCUGCUGCUCCUCCCGGCUCCCUCCCUCCAAAAAAUCAGCGACGGCGUCGCCAAGCUGAGCUCGCAGGAUACGGAGCAGUACCUCACCAAGUUCUCCUUUUCGCCGCGUGUGGCGUCGCUGCUCAACAUCUCGUUUCACGUGGCGGAGCGAGAGUACUUUGACCGGCACCAGCACGAGCUCACGCUCUGUCUCUACUCGGACACCGAUUGGCCCCGCUUCCGCCGCGCGAUGACCAAGGGCUCGCUCUGCUCCGAGAGGCAGCGGCUGGCGUCGUGGUCGGCCAAGGUGCAGCCGGAGGUGACCUACCGGCCAGGCACGGGAUACCGGCACGACUUUGACUGGGCGGGCACGCUCACCGCGCCAAAGGGGCGUGCGCACUACUGGUACGCCAUGCUGAUGGACUGCUACCUCGAGGAGUACGACGCCCACCCGCCGCCCCUCAACUACCGGCUCAUCUUCAUGAACGGCAUGCUCGCCUACGGCGCGCUCUACUUUUUCUCGCUCUACUCGCGCUUCGCCGAGCAGCGGCAGCUCGCUGCGCCCCGCCACCGUCGUGUCGGCACGCAGCUGCACCUCAUCACCGUCGUGUUUGCGCUCGCCUACGCGCUGCAGGCCGCCUCGGUUCUGUGCGAGCUCUGCCACUUGCGCGCCUUCGCCGCGGACGGCAAGGGCUUGCGGUGGCGGCACACUUGGCUGGCGCUUGACUUUGGCUCUGGCCUGCUGCAGUCCAUCUCCGAGCUCUCGAUCUCGCUGCUCCUCAUCUCGCUCGCCUUCGGUUGGACGCUCGGCCUCGAGUCGCAGGAGCCGCUGGCGGGGCUGGGCGCCUCUCGCCUCAAGGGCAAGCUCUGCGUUGACUGA